AAACAAAGGGGGAAACAGGAGGGAAACAAAGGUGGGGUGGAGGAAAACAGAGGGGAGUGGUUACUGGAAGUUGGAGAAAUCGAUGUUGAUGCUGUCAGGUUGGAGACUACCAAGACACAAUGUAAGGUGCUACUCCUUCAACUUGUGUCUGGUCUCAAUGUUGCAUAGAAGAGGUUGUGAACAGACAUGUCAGAGUGGGAAUGGAAAGUGGAAUUAAAAUGGCCCACCACUGGGAGAUCCCGCCUGUUCUGGCGGAUGGAACAUCAACUUAAUUUCCCUCCAUAGAUGCUGCCUGACCUGCUGAGUUCCUCCAGCAUUUUGUGUGUUUUGCUCCAGAUUUCCAACAUCUGCAGUCCCUGAUGUGUCUCUGUUGGAUGACUGGCGACUUGUUCAAAGAGGGGACUCGAGACUGCAGAUGCUGGAAUCUGGAGCACGGUAGCAUAGCGGUUAGUGCGACGUUAUUACGGCGCCAGCGAUUGAGGUUCGAUUCCCGUCGCUGUCUGUAAGGAGUUUGUACGUUCUCCUGUGUCUGCGUGGGUUACCUCUGGGUGCUCCGGUUUCCUCCCACAUUGCAAAGACGUACGGGCUAUUAAUGGGAACGGCCACCUUUCUCUUUCUGGCAAUGAACAUGACAUGGUGUGGGAAUGCUUCAUUCAGUCACUGAAACAACAGCAAAUUAUCUCUGGAGAAACCCAGCCUGGAGUUCAGCAGUACACAAUUUGCAUCAAACAUUCAAAGCCCUUGGUUAUAAUUUUGGAUGACAACUUCUACUAUCAAAGUAUGAGAUAUGAGGUGUACCAGAUGGUGAGGCGAAAUUCUAUAGGCUUCUUGCAACUGUUUCUGGAGUGCCCAGUUGAACUAUGCCUGAAGAGAAAUCAUGAGCGGGGUUGUGUGGUAAAUGAUGAAACAAUAGUCCUGAUGUCAGCAAAAAUCCAGCCACCAGACCCUGAGAAGAAUUCAUGGGAAAAGAACAGUAUUAUACUGAAAAAUUCAGAAAAUAUAAUGGAAGAUGAGAUGCAAAAGGUAUUUGAACUGUUUGAUACUUCGUUAGAAAAUCCAGAGAAGCCAUUGGAAGAAAACAUUGAACAAAAGGAAAGAGAUCGUGCCAUUUGUGCAGCUAGUGCUCUUCAUCAAGCGGAUCAAGCCUUCCGUCGCUUGGUAUCUCAGACUAUGAAAACUGCAAAAGCUAAGAAACUAUCAAAGUGUAAUUUGAAGUUGCUGUCUGAAGAACUAAACAAACUGAAGACUGUGCUUUUGGAAGACCUUCGACAUCUCACCUCCCAGGGCAAUCCUAUAAAGCUUUAUGGUGAUGUUGAUGUGAUUGUCCAAGAGGCUACACAUGAAUUUAAUCAGAAAAAGGAAGCAAUUCUAAGGAGUUUUCUAAAAUCCACAAGUUAACAUUGCAUGGUACUGUCCAGUUUGUCUACAGCCCAUAACUUGGUAUGUCUCAGUAGUCAAGCUUAUUUAUGAGAGUCUGAUUGGAAAAGUCAGGUUAUUUGCUGGAGAACUGCAGAAUUAGUAUCAUCUUUCUGGAAUGGUGAGGUACACUGGGAAAAAGUAUAUAUAAUUGUUGUGCAAUUAUAACAAAUAAAUCUGUU
This is a messenger RNA of Pristis pectinata (smalltooth sawfish), 1598 nucleotides long. It is a transcript of the gene pstk, whose product is annotated as L-seryl-tRNA(Sec) kinase. Gene Ontology annotation, molecular function: kinase activity; tRNA binding. The transcript has 6 exons. The record is from RefSeq and is a predicted model, not a curated record. The coding region runs from base 634 to 1398 and encodes 254 amino acids. NCBI's taxonomy places the organism in Eukaryota, Metazoa, Chordata, Chondrichthyes, Rhinopristiformes, Pristidae.